CUUUUGAAUAAAAUUUAUCUUCUAGUGGUAGUAGUUGUAGUUAUGAUCGAUCAGCUCGCGUAUAGCUAGUACUAUAUAUUUGCAUGCAUUUACUUUAUUUUAUAGAUGGCAGAAACUACUUUUGAAUCCCUCCUAUUGCUUUCCAUGGAAGAUCUGAAAUAGUUAAAUGGGUGUUUUGGAAGUUUUUUUUGUUGCUGAUUCCGUCAGCUUUCAAGUGUUAGUGACUUGGUGGUGUCUGUGCUUGCACUAGUUGAGUUUUAGUAGAAUCCAAAAAAGGGGCCAUUUUCUAUAUCAACUUUAGCAUAGUAGGUUGUACUUUUCGACUUUUCUUCUGAUAAAUCUAAAGCACCAGUUUCAUAUAUCCAGCACUUCAAAUGGCACGGCUAUCUGCCUCAAGCAGCUGCACUCCGGCCUUGUUCAAGUGCGAGGAGACCAUAUCAAAAGGCCAAGAAAGUACAUCCAUGGCGGCCUUGCCUUGUGCUUGCAUGAGUACUAGUACUAGUACUCCUGCUUCAAGCUCCAAAGAAUCAUGGAACAUGAUGAUCAACAGCCAUGAGCAGGAUGAGAAUAGUGAUCAAGAUAUAGUGGCUAUUAAUGGCUGCUCCACACCAAAGGCUCGAAGAUUCAGAAUACCCGAUAUCUCCUCAUCGUCAUGUCCACCUGCUCCAAAGAAGAGAAGAGUAACUUCAAGCUACGUUUCAAAUAGAUCUCCUAUAGCAUUUUAUGCUCCUCCCGAUAUAGAGCUUUUCUUCUUCUUAGCAUUUCAGAACAUCCCGGCGGGAGUUGCACUGCAGAAAAUCUGACAAUCGAUAUUGGACGUUAUGACUUUAGAGGUGACUCAUCAUGAUGAUCUAGAACUUAAUAUUGCAACGUACGGCCUCAGUGUUCAGAAAGAUGCUCAUCUUUUGAAUUAUUAAUGGCAAAUGCAUGCAGUUUUUAAUUAGCUCUAUGAUCUUUUGUUUCCUUACUAAAAUUAUAUGUGUUUGAUCUGUAUGCAUGCCCAUGCUUCGUUGGAGUUUUUUUCGAGAGUACUUACUUCAGUUUUUAUGUGUUUGUUUUAUGCAUUUUCUGCAUCAUGUGUCAUAUUCCAUACUUGGCAAUAAGACUAGUUG
This is a messenger RNA of Juglans regia (Persian walnut), 1112 nucleotides long. Its product is annotated as cyclin-dependent protein kinase inhibitor SMR9-like. The transcript has a single exon. Bases 375 to 803 code for a protein of 142 amino acids. The record is from RefSeq and is a predicted model, not a curated record. Gene Ontology annotation, biological process: regulation of DNA endoreduplication. Lineage: Eukaryota; Viridiplantae; Streptophyta; Magnoliopsida; Fagales; Juglandaceae.